UUUAGCAUGCUCGGUCUCUCCUCGACUCUCAUUGACCGUCCACUGUGUCCAAGAUGGACAUUCGAAUCUCGUAGCUGGUUUUAAAGUCUCCAUUUCCUCACGGAAAUGGACUCUAGAGGUUUGAAGAAUGGACACUUAAGCGGAGGGAAAGGAAACAUUAUCUUAAAGUGGGCUGUAAAUGCAAACGUCUCUCUGACCACAAACGAUUUUACAAACUCUUCAGAGAGAGAGAGACAGAGAGGCCACCUCUCAUUAAGGAUCUCUUACAUUCUUAAUUCCAUUUCUUGGUCGAUGUAGCGGAAAACAGCAAAUUGAAGUCUGAUGCACAAAAUGCAAUAUAAAUAUUAAGUUUGUGCCUUUGCCGAGUCUGCGGUUUGAAUCAAACGGUCGCUGGAUGCGCGCUGCGUCAGAGGAAUGAAGAAUGGGCCACGGUUUAGUUCACAUUUACCGCAGUUGUGCUGACCGUGUCUUUCAGAAAUGUCUGUUAGCAGCACUGUCACAUAUUUCACAUACGACCGAAAACCAUUUGCAUUCAUUUACAUUUUAAGGACGGGCGGGACAAUGAAGAAUAUUCUGCAGCAUUCUGUCUCGGAACAUUUAUAUGAGUUUAAUGAAUAAUCCAAUGGGAGCAUAGUGAAGAAUAGAGACUAAUUAAGUUAUUAAUUAUAAAGUUUCCUUUUUUUCUCGAGAUCGUCACUGUAUCACCAACUAUUAGGCAGCUUAGACAGACAUUGAGACGACUGCACACACAUUAAUGGGUUCCGUCUUUGCAGUGGCCGCACCUGACCUUCUUGACCCAAAGUCUGCCGCCCACAACUCUAAACCUCGCCUUUCGUUCUCGGCAAAACCAGUUGUGCUGAACACCCCAGAGGAUGAGUGCGACACCCGGACUACAGUCAUGAGGUGGAAAACCGUGUCAGCCAUCUUCUUCCUGGUGGUGCUGUACCUCAUCAUCGGGGCCACCGUGUUCCGGGCGCUGGAGCAGCCCCACGAGAGCUCCCAGAAACUGGCCAUUCUUGUCGAAAAACUGGACUUCUUGGCCACGCACGCCUGCGUGAACUCCUCUGAGCUGGAAGAUCUGGUCAAGAAAGUGGUUGCAGCAGUUCGUGCGGGUGUGAACCCAUCAGGAAACUCAUCCAAUCAGACGAGCCUCUGGGACCUCAGUUCCUCCUUUUUCUUUGCUGGGACUGUUAUCACCACCAUCGGAUUCGGGAAUAUUUCUCCUCACACAGAAGGAGGGCGGAUCUUCUGCAUACUCUACGCUCUGCUGGGGAUCCCUCUGUUCGGAUUCCUAUUGGCCGGAGUCGGGGACCAGCUGGGGACCAUUUUCGGAAAGGGCAUCGCCAAAGUAGAGAAGAUGAUUGUGGUGAGGUCCUUUGUACAUAAGUGGAAGGUCAGCCAGACGAAGAUCCGCGUCAUCUCCACGCUGCUCUUCAUCCUGUUCGGGUGCCUCAUCUUCGUGGCCCUGCCGGCCGUCAUCUUCAAGAACAUCGAGGGCUGGAGCACGCUCGAGUCCAUCUACUUUGUUGUCAUCACCCUCACCACCAUCGGCUUUGGAGAUUUUGUCGCCGGAGAGAAAGGUGGAUCGGAGAGUCCGGAGUACCUCGACUACUACAAACCCGUGGUAUGGUUCUGGAUCCUGGUGGGCUUGGCGUACUUUGCCGCAGUGCUCAGUAUGAUAGGAGACUGGUUCCGAGUCAUCUCCAAGAAAACGAAAGUAGAGGUCGGCGAGUUUCGUGCACAUGCGGCCGAGUGGACAGCGAACGUGUCCGCAGAGUUCAAAGAGACCCGCAGGCGGCUCAGCGUCGAUAUCUAUGACAAGUUUCAGCGUGCUGCAUCCAUCAAGCGCAAGCUGUCAUCUGAGCUGGGAAUUAACCCGUCCCUCAGCCAAGAAAUGACCCCUGGCAAGAGGACGCUGUCCGUCAACCUGUGCGAAGACAGAGAGGCUUACCCCAACUUGACUCUCUCCCUCAGUCCUGUUUCAGGGGCCCUGUCCCGGAACGGCAGCCUCUAUCUGAACGGCCUCAGUCCAGACUACGCCGACCGACGGGAGAUCGCCAUCAUCGAAAACCUCAAAUGAGGAGCAGCAUUUAAAUACCACUAUACUAAAUGGACCGAGAUUACAAAUACAUAGACACUCUUGUGCUAAGUGACUGAUGAGGUACCCAUCCGCAUUCAUUAACUAGAUUGUGUUCCAGUCAUUGAUCUACAGCUGUGGCAGGGACUUAAACACAGAUCAAUCGUCGAGCUGUGUACCUUUGGCAUGUGUGUUGAACUCUAACAAGAGAAAACUCACAACUUGCAUUUAUUCUUUCGAAGGAGUCAGACUUCCGUUAUGUCCCUGCUGUGAUCGACCGCUGUGCUAGUGAUUGAGCCGAAUCAAAAGCAAGCUCCAGAAUGGGAUUCACGUCUUUGUCAGAAACAAGAGCUCAAAGAACUUCUCUCAUGAACAGGAAGGAAAUGAAAGCUCUUACUGAGGUAGCACCACACUGGACGUCCUUUUCUCAAAAUAUUUCAGUCAUCAAACUUAGGAAGCAAUAGAAUCUGUGCUCAUCUCUUGCUGAAUUUCCAGGGGCCCUGAAAUCUGCAUCAGAUGAAGAGGAUCCUCAAUGCUAAAAACACUGCACCAUCAACACUGGUUCUCCACGGGGCACCAGCUGCCACUGCUAACGUAAAGGAAUGUUGCUUUUUCUUUUGGUUUACACUUCUUAAAGUAUGACGUUAUCAUCGCCGGUCAGCCUACCCUCGCUAGAGAGUCGAAUGUUGACAUUUUAGUUGCUUCAUGACUGACAGUCAACUCUUCAUCCUAAGGAAUAAUCCACUUGUGCCUUAAUGAAAUCCACACGGAGGAUGAUGAGCAGGAAAGACUCAUAAGCAUCAUAUUUGAGCACAGCAGUUAUAUAUUUAGGAUGUAUGUUGGAAACCAAGACGUUGUUUAACUGAUUUUAACAGGAAUCUAUAGUAUGCAUGGCAAAUGAGUGGGGAAAAAAAGAGUUUAACAUAAAAUAUUAGCGGAAAAAGCUGAAAACUAUUUAGGUAUUUAAUACCCAUCUCAGUGUGUUGUGAUCGUUCCAUUAACCAGACAGUGCCAGGCUUGCUGAUCAAACCCCACUCCCCCUAUACCAAAGUAAUGAUCCUGCUGUUUUCUGACAGAGGAAUAAGAUUGGUGUUCAGUCUGAUCAAAGGAUCGGGGGUCUUUUAUGUUGUGUCUCAAUCCUCUCCUGCAGGGUUUCAUAAAAUUGAACAAACUUUUAUGUUCUUUUUUUUCUUUUUUUUUUUCAUGAAACUGAAACACAGACCUUUGUUCAUCAACGCUCUCUCUUUCUGAAGAACUCUUGGCAUGUAUGGUACUGUAGCAAAGAAACGUCUGAGGCCACGAAAUGAAUCUCUACCUUCCUACUUUUGAUGAUAGAACCUUUUCCUUCUGCAGAUUAAGAUGCAGCCUGUUAUUGCUUGCCAAUACUGAAUGUAUGUUUUUUUUUUGUUUUUUUUUGUGCAUCGCUGUAGUGGAUCAAUUAUAGAGGCUUUAGAGGAAUUGCAUCUCAUAGAAAUAGAACUGAUUCAAAUGAUUGCCUCUCAUGGUUGCUGUAGUGUAGAUUAAAAAUAAUUAAACUGGUUCUAGCGGCAUUCAGCCACAGUUUAUAUCUCCCUUUGAAUCACAAUACAGAGUAAAAAUGUUGGCGUCUCAUUUUAAGUGAGGCCUUUUUUUUUAUUAUUUAUGGUAGGAUUUCUGCAAGGAUGGAUUGCACCUGAUGCAAUCAUGCAGGGAUAUUUCAGGCUUUGGUGUCUCCCAGUUGAACGGCUUGGACUGUGCAUCUUAUUGUUUGAUUCACUGCAGUUUGUCCGUUUGUGCCGUAAUAUGCUCAAUACAUUUCAUAGUGCUAUUUACAUUUUUAUAAAUGAAAAAAUAACAUUUAUAAUACAGUGUGUCUUACACUACUCCAUCACGCCAAAUAUACGCAUGAUCAUUUAUGAGUUAAACUAUACAGAAUUGUAUUCCUUAACUUUAUAGCUGAACCAUUUGCACCAGCCAGUUGAAAACCUGGCUUAUUUAUAACGUAAGUGCUUAUUAAGAGAUUUAGAGAUCAUAAAAGGCGAGAGAGGAUUAGUUGAAAGAUUAGUUGUUACAGAAAAUAACGCCCAGAAACUGCCUGGUGUAAUUGUUGCAGAGUCAACUAAAGUAAUUAAAACUGAGUUUGCUACUUUAUAACCCAAUAAAAAGACUAAAAACAACACCAUACAAAGAUUGCAUAGGCAGAGGUUUCUUUGAAGUGGGUUUAUAUGAGGUACUUAAGGUGAGGUAUGAGGUUUCCAGAGUGUGUCACAUCGAGCAGAUGGUGGUUCACACAUAAUUUGAGAUUAGUGAGAGCAUGGAGAUGGUAAUUUUACCUCGCAGAACGCUUGGGUUGCUGUGAUUGGCAAGUUAAACACAGCAAUUAUGUGACUUUGGUUUUGCUACGUUAUUUCAUACCCAAAUUAUCAUGUCAAAACACCAACAAGUCACAAAACAGUAGAGCAGAAACUUCACGAGGUAAAAUCGAUGGUUUUGUCAAUGGAAUCUGGUGGCUUGGAAGAAGACAACGUAAAUCCAUGAGGUCUCUAUCGGAAAAGGUCACCUGGCAGCAAAACAAAGCAAUAAAAUUUAAAACUAAUAAAAAUAAAAAUAAAGAACCUUUUACCAUCCUGACCCCGUCCACAACGGUUCAUUACUUAGCUUCAGAUGUUGUCUCGUUGGCGUGCAGACUAUCAUCUAACUCACACCACCCCGCUUUCAAAAAACUGAACCAUCUCUUUAAGUCACAUUUCACAAAAAAUACAUACCUCAGACCAAAAAUAUUACGCCAGUACAGUUGAGCAUGAAUUAAGUUUUAUCCCAAUUAUUUGAAAGUGUUUCAAUCUACUAGCAAAACUGAAUUCUGAUCAGGAAGUGGCUCGUCAGAAACGUUCCAGCCUAUAAAUGAACUACUAGUCUGCAAUUUGUUUUCUCCGUGUAUUGAUUUUUGAAUAAAACAAAAUAACAAUAAAAAAAGUAAUUACUAAAGAUUGAAAAUGUAUGAAUGUAUAUUCCUUUUAUAAAUAAUUGACACAUUACUGAGCCUUUACGAGGCAACAAAUGCCUGAAGUGUUAAACUGGCUCCAGAUGCAGCUAUAAAGAAAAUACAGUGGAUUUACCACCGCAUGGUUCAACACAGUCCGUGACUACUCCGUUUUUCUGUACUGCCUCUCAUGUUAUUUUUUAUUUUUUAUUUUUUUGAAAGGUUGACGUAAGCAUGAGCACUUACUCCUGCUUGUUCGAUGCUGCCUGUGUGAGUGUAGUGAAGGGUCACGAGCUGUCAUGUGUUAUCAAGUCAAUGGGGAGUCACUAAGCCAUUAUCAAGCAAGUGAGGUAAAACUAAAGAUAAGACGUUUCAUUACGCUCAUCUUCUCGUGCUGUCAAAAACAAAAAGCAAUCACUAUCGUCUAUACAAUUGCUGAGCUGUCUGAGAAAAGCCAUCCCAGCCUUAGUGUAGCUUCUCGAAAGCAAAGCCCCCUGAACGCCGCUGAACUGCUUCCUCUCAGUCAGCCAUGUGAUUGACAGCUUGUCAGUGCAACAGAGAGACUUGCCGACGAAGUGUUGCGUAACAUGUCAGACUGCGCACGUACGGCCACACGCGUGCACUGCUUUGACAGCGCGUGCGCCUACAUGAAUGAAUGUGCGACUGCACGUGCGAUGUGGGGUGUGGACGCGGGGGGGGUUUGAGGAAGCUCAUUUCAUUUCCACCCACAGGAGCAUUUUCACAUCCCCUUCUUCUCCCAAGGUGACAGUUUUUAAUUAAGUCUGCGGCUCGCAUCGAAAAACCCCCGACUCAAGCAUGUUGAAUGUAUCUUCCCAUUCACGAGGGCAGAGAUGAGCCUCAUUACGAAUGUAAGCACAUUCAUCAUUUCACGUUGCGCGAAAUGAGUUGAAAUAGCUCGGAGCAUUUUGUGUCCAAACAACAGGCUUUCUUUUAAAGCUCUGGGGUGCCAUAAAGCAUUUGUAAUCAUGGUGAUCAUUAAAGUAGAUAACAGUGUUAUCUCAUGGUUUGUGAACAUUAGGAGUGUAGUACGAGUAGCGCCACAACCAUUUUUCAUAAACGUUCUGGACUGGAUUUGGUCUUUUACCUAAAACGCAUGCAUGAGAAUCUAAAUUCACCAUUUGAAAGGUUUACUAGUAUAAACGUGAGGGGUCAUGUACACACGUCCUUUUUUCUCAUGAUGAUUUCAUGAUUUCAGCAAGUGUUGCAUGCUACUUUAAAAAAUGUUUAUAGAUCAAAUGUGUCUUCUUAAGCCGGGCUUUGCUUUGUUUAAAAUAAUAUAUCAUCAUAUGUUUCUAGUAUCUUAAUGUUGGUAUGUCUGUUUCCAAUCAUGGCACACUUUUCUGACAGUUUAGAAUAAAAUCUUUUAUAUGCAACA
Messenger RNA from Mugil cephalus (flathead mullet), 6432 nucleotides. RefSeq names its product potassium channel subfamily K member 2-like. The coding region runs from base 755 to 2080 and encodes 441 amino acids. Gene Ontology annotation, cellular component: membrane. The record is from RefSeq and is a predicted model, not a curated record. Gene Ontology annotation, biological process: potassium ion transmembrane transport; stabilization of membrane potential. NCBI's taxonomy places the organism in Eukaryota, Metazoa, Chordata, Actinopteri, Mugiliformes, Mugilidae. The transcript has 6 exons. Gene Ontology annotation, molecular function: potassium ion leak channel activity; outward rectifier potassium channel activity.